GUCUACUACACUUCUGUCACAAGCAUCAUCAUCAUCAUCAUCAGCAUCAUCAUCUUCAUCAUCGGUCUUCACGUUGUAGCGCAGACUGCGCAUGCGUCCAGCAUUGGAAUUACCGCACUGGCAAGAAUAAGUUGUAGCUCGUCUUGUCUUGACUAUAAGGAGGCUGGGGAGGAAGAAAAAAAAGAAAAGAAACAGCAACAACACACGCCAUCAAAAGACGCGAGCAUGGCGGUGUUAAGAAGAAGAAGAUGGUGGUUUUGUGUCGGGGUGUUCCCCCUCGUAGUGGCCGUGGUGUGCGCACAAAGUGUCGGUGUGAACGAUCCGAGCAAUAUGCCUUUGGUUAAAGAGACGGUGGAUAGGCUGUUGACAGGUUAUGAUAUUCGUCUGAGGCCAGAUUUUGGAGGUGCACCAGUGGGAGUGGGCAUGAAUAUAGACAUCGCCAGCAUAGACAUGGUGUCAGAAGUCAAUAUGGACUACACACUGACGAUGUACUUCCAGCAGGCCUGGCGAGAUAAGCGCUUGUCCUAUUCGGAGAUUCCCCUCAACCUGACCUUAGAUAACCGCGUGGCUGACCAGCUGUGGGUGCCUGACACCUACUUCCUCAACGACAAGAAGUCUUUCGUCCACGGUGUCACUGUGAAAAACAGAAUGAUCCGACUGCACCCGGAUGGCACUGUGCUCUACGGUCUGAGGAUCACCACGACUGCUGCCUGUAUGAUGGACCUGAGAAGGUAUCCACUGGAUGAGCAAAAUUGCACAUUGGAAAUUGAAAGUUAUGGUUACACAACAGACGACAUUGAGUUUUACUGGCGAGGAGGCAACAAUGCUGUCACCGGCGUGGACAAGAUUGAACUGCCGCAGUUCUCCAUUGUGGAUCACAAGCUCAUCUCCAAGAACGUUGUUUUCUCGACAGGAGCUUAUCCCCGCCUGUCCCUAAGUUUUAAGCUAAAGAGAAACAUUGGAUACUUCAUUCUGCAAACCUACAUGCCUUCGAUCCUAAUCACCAUCCUCUCCUGGGUAUCCUUUUGGAUCAACUAUGACGCGUCAGCAGCCAGAGUGGCUCUAGGUAUCACCACGGUGCUGACUAUGACGACCAUUAACACCCAUCUGAGAGAAACGCUUCCCAAAAUCCCUUAUGUCAAAGCUAUUGACAUGUACCUCAUGGGUUGCUUCGUCUUUGUGUUUCUGGCCCUAUUGGAGUACGCGCUGGUCAACUACAUCUUCUUUGGACGGGGCCCUCAGCGUCAGAAGAGGGCCGCGGAGAAGACGGCGACGGCCAACAAUGAAAAGAUGCGAAUGGAUCCAAACAAGUGGCUGGUGGGCAAUGUCGUUGGACGAGAUGACACUUUGUAUGCGAGGAUGAAACAAAGGGACCUCGAUGGUCAUGACUCCAUGUGGGAACCGAUCUUUAUGGACGAUGCCGCCAUCGGACUCGGCGACCAAAAGAAUAAGCAGAUGGACCCACAUGAAAACAUCUUACUGAGUACUUUAGACAUCAAGAACGACAUGGGAAUUUCAGAGUUGGCUUUGGGUCUUAAUGACCCGCGGAACACCAUGCUAACGUACGACAGUUCAACGCUGCAGUACCGCAAAGCAGGGCUGGCCCGCCACAACUUUGGUCGAAACACUUUGGAGCGCCACAUGGCUCAGAAGAAAAGUCGACUAAGGAGGCGCACCUCGCAGCUCAAGAUCAACAUUCCAGACUUGACUGAUGUAAACUCCAUAGACAAAUGGUCGCGGAUGAUCUUCCCAACCGUCUUCUCUUUUUUCAACAUUAUUUACUGGCUUUACUAUGUCAACUAGGCAAACAACAACAUUUUUGCGGAAUUCUUCUUGGUAUUUUAUUUCCAUGUGUUAUUUUUGUGUCUCGCAACUUGGACCGACGUACACCACCCAGGACUGCAUACAUCAUAUCUUUGAAUAUCACAUUUGGUGACUUACGCCACACACACACACA
Messenger RNA from Hippocampus zosterae (dwarf seahorse), 1957 nucleotides. RefSeq names its product gamma-aminobutyric acid receptor subunit beta-2. Lineage: Eukaryota; Metazoa; Chordata; Actinopteri; Syngnathiformes; Syngnathidae. The record is from RefSeq and is a predicted model, not a curated record. The transcript has 10 exons. Gene Ontology annotation, molecular function: GABA-A receptor activity; extracellular ligand-gated monoatomic ion channel activity; neurotransmitter receptor activity. The coding region runs from base 226 to 1803 and encodes 525 amino acids. Gene Ontology annotation, cellular component: neuron projection; GABA-A receptor complex; synapse. Gene Ontology annotation, biological process: regulation of membrane potential; monoatomic ion transmembrane transport; chemical synaptic transmission.